CUUCUUUCUCUCUCUCUCUUUUCUUCCUUCAAUCGAAGAAGAAUCUCUCCUUCUCAAACUUACCAUGUCAUUUGUCUCCGAAGAAAUCUUCUUACAGUCGACAUCUUCUAUACCUCUAGCAUAGCUUCUUUCCCUCACCCUCUCCAUUUUCACCAGACAACCCUUACUUCUCGACCCAUUCUCCAAACCUAAGGCUAUAUAACCCGCCUGUCAGGGUCCAAACAAGCACAGGGGAGAAAAAAAAAGACCAAUCUUUUCCCCCUUGAUUUGCCACAGCGGCCAUUCUCUUCACAUAUUUGCUCUGCCAACUACAAUUAUCACCAUGCCAGACUUACGUCGUCAGGUGUUGGAGAGCGGCAAGACGAUCUCUCGCAAGGCCGCCUCUCGUGAAGGCUCGCGCCGCACAUCGCGCACCGCCUCCGCCCAAAACUCUCGUCCUUCGUCGCGGCCGACCAGUCGCUAUGGCUCGGAUGAAGAAGAUGCAGGAAACCUAAGCGAUGAGACCACUGCUUUGAGCAUUGGCUCGUUGGAUGACCUCACUGAAGAUCCCGAUCAGGACACCAACAACUGGACGCAGGAACUCGACGAUGUCGUUGCUGACAUCCUCGACCGCAAGCGUAGCAGUAUCCUAAGUCGCGAGGAGGCCUACGCCGCGUUCUGUCGCCUGGCCAAGUCCCAUUACGUCGAGGAUCACAUUCGUAGCCAGGUCUCUGAUCUGCUGGCGGCCUUCUGCCGCAGUGUCAAGUUCGAGUCCAGCGUGCGCGAGACAACACUAGCUCUGCGCGCCCUCGAGCUCUUGGCCAUCACGGCCUUUGACAACACUAUCUAUGAGAAUGUCGAGUCACUCCUAUCCCGCAGCAUUCGGGACUCCACCUCGACCUCGAUCAAAGCCGCCGCCAUCCACUGUCUUGGUGUUUGCACUAUGUUCGGUGGUGCUGGUGAAGACGGCAUCCUCGAUCAGAUGACCUUCUUCCUCGACAUCGCGGCCUCCGAUGGCCAGUCUAUUGACGCCCCGGAUGAUGCCAACAGUGUUACGGCCGCGUUGCAGGAAUGGGGAAUGCUCGCGACAGAGAUUGACGAUCUCGAAGGUGAGAGUGAGGAUGCUGUGCAGAUCUUCAUGGAUCAGCUGGACAGCGGCGACUCGGGCGUGCAAGUCGCCGCUGGGGAGAAUAUUGCGCUCCUCUAUGAAAAGAGCUAUACCGAGCAGGAAGACGACGAAGACGAGGAAGAUGAGGAAGGUCAUUCCAAUGACGCUGACUCCGACGAAGAGUCCUUCUUAUCGCCCGGCGAGCGGUCCGGCCCCAAGCUCAUCAAGCGCUACAAUGCCUACCACAACACCCACGAGCUCGAACAGCAAUUGCAGUCGUUGGCCACGAUCCACAACAAACGCAUCAGCAAACGCGACAAGAAGAGCCUGCACAGCAACUUCACCUCCAUCUUAACCACCGUUACCAACCCACGGCGAGGGCCCAUGUAUAACACCGCCAUUGAUCAAGACACGAACCGGCGUUACGGCAGCAAGUUGACCGUUAAGGUCGGCAGCCAGGGUGUCAUGAACAUUGACCGGUGGUGGAAGUGGAUCCGUCUGAACUCGCUCCGUCGCAUCUUGCAGGGUGGGUUUGCCGCCCAUUACUUCCAGGGAAACCGUGCCGUCCUCGAUAAUCUCCCCGUGAUGGUACGCAUGAACUUCGCCUCUUCCUCAGAUCGUAGCGCUGCGAAACGCGCCGCCAAAUCCCGGAAUAACCGCCGAUGGGCUGUCCAUGAUCACUCCGAUGAAGAAUAUUAGUCAAAAUUAGAUCUUCGCGAUAUGCGCCUUUCCCUUUACUCUAUUACAUGCUUUUCUUUUUUCUUAUUUUUUCUUGCAAGAUUCAGAUUCCUUUUAUCUGCCCUGCAUCUCGAUUGAUCAUAUUUGCCAUUUACACAACCUCAUAUAAAUAGUUACGGUAGAUGACCUAAUCGGCGGAUUCUUGUGCCUGACUUCUUUGCAUUCUUCAGAUUCCUGUCCCAGCUUCUUGUGUUACUCGUUCCAUGUGUAGUGUGGAAAUACAGAGCGAAUUGUUCUUCUAGUUUAUGG
This is a messenger RNA of Aspergillus brunneoviolaceus CBS 621.78, 2074 nucleotides long. Its product is annotated as IFRD domain-containing protein. Lineage: Eukaryota; Fungi; Ascomycota; Eurotiomycetes; Eurotiales; Aspergillaceae. The coding region runs from base 323 to 1786 and encodes 487 amino acids. The transcript has 2 exons. The record is from RefSeq and is a predicted model, not a curated record.